AUGGCUUCUUUAGUGAGUUCAAGUGCACGUAGGGAUCGCUCAUCGGCCAAGUACACUGCUCUGAAGGAUUUACGAUAUUCACCUCCUUCCGAAGUAUACACGCACGACAGAGAUCGGAACUGUGGUUCGCGGCUUCCGGCGUGCGUGAGGGCUGAGAGGCGGCUCAGCGUGGCGCGCGUGGAUCUCCUCGGCAAGGUGCAAGAUCGCGACUUCCUCGACGGGACUCGGCUGAGGCUCGCGGUGGCUCGGUCGGCGUGUUUCCGACGGGGACGGCCGCCGGCGAAGGAGCACGGCAGUUCACGGUGGUCGCGAUGGUGGUCGGAAAAAGGGACCUCGGCUGUGGAUCUCAACUCGCUCGCCCUUCCUCGACGGCGCUGCUCGCGGCGAGGCUUGGCUGAGGGCGUGGAACUCACGGCGGCGGCGACGUGUGGUGAACGGACGCCGGCGAGGCUGCUCGUGGACAGAGGUUCGGCGGCGGUGGUUGUUCGCUGCUGCCCGCGGCUGGGCUCUUGGCGAGGGCUGGGUCACACACAGUACGCCGGCGAAGGGCUCGCGAGGGCUUACUCACGGCGUGGCGUCGCUGGCAGGGCUCGUCAGCGAUUGAUGCCGGCGAUAAGGAGGAAGAGGGUAACGAGGGUUGUCGCCGGCGAAAGAUAUGAAGGUGUUGCUCGUGAAAACGCCGGACAAGAGGAUGGAGGGGUUUCCGAUGGGUUGAGGGGAGUGUUUUCGCUGAGUUAUGUGAUAAUCUCUGAUCCGAUAUUUCUGAUAAAUAAAAGGAUGAGGCGAGAUGCGUGUUCUCAGAUCUGCUCUCCAGAAGAAAACGUGUGA
This is a messenger RNA of Striga asiatica, 828 nucleotides long. The record is from the annotation of a GenBank genome assembly. NCBI's taxonomy places the organism in Eukaryota, Viridiplantae, Streptophyta, Magnoliopsida, Lamiales, Orobanchaceae.